GAAUCCAGAUUGGCCUACCCUAUACUACUGUGAAUUUUUUGAUAACUUCAUGUCCCACUUGUUUUGUCACAUUUAUUUGAAAUAAUUUAACCCUACAGACCACAGUUAUGUCUGCAUCUAACACUAAAUAUAAACUGAGGCAAUUUGAAUGCAUUGAAGAUGUUCUCCAAGAAAACAAGAAUAGCAAAGAUGGAAAUUCUAACUCCGAUAGUAGACCUGUGCUGCGGGAAACGUCAGCUCGUCUCAAUCGGCCGCUUGAGAUGAGCUCCUUGCUACAAAGGCUACCAGAAGAGGCUAUGUCUACUGACGAUUUCCUUGAUAUUGCUUCAGGGUCAGUUGAAAGCCUGUCUUCUGCGGAUGCUGUAGACGCUGCAGGUGGUGACAGAAGUGAACAUUUUGUUCACAGCCUCAUGACGCCGAGCAAGAGAAGAGGUCGCCCGUCUCUGCUACACACCGUGCUGAGCUCCUCGGCUCAGAAGCGCCAACAGGAGCAGCUUGCUUCUCCUCAGCACAUCUUGUCUCCGCUUCGUGAAGAACAGGCAUUUUCGAACUCACCUUCAAGCAAGACCACACCUGACCGUCCUCAACUCCGGGACAAGAGGGUUAGCAGGACCCCCACAACCCCUCGUGCCCCAAGCAGGGCUCUGCUAACCCCCAAAUGUAUCCCCCCAUCACCUAAACGUGGACCACGAACGCCAUCUAGCAGACGGUCCCUCGCCCCCCAGCUGGCUGACUCCCCCGCGCCCCCCACGCCAGCCUCCUUCAGGCGCCAGCUCAGACAACGUACGAACAAAAUUGUGUAUGACGCCGGCUGCUCUGAAGAUGAAAGUGACAUCUCAAUUUCUGAUGACGACGACAAGGAGUUCCUGCCUUCAGAAGCCUUAACAAAUGCAAGGGAUGCGUCUUCUGAUGAGGAGGAAGAGGCCAUCGUACAUCCCAUGAGAGACAAGCGGCCUGCUGCUGUGGGGGUGAAGACUCCUGUGAUGCGCAAGAAGCAGAGACAGGCAUCCAAUGACGAGGAGGAGAGCGCCAGUAGCGACUUGUACUUCCACCACAACGACGGCACCAGCGGCGGCGGUUGCCGCACGUCAGACAGAACGCUGAGCGAGCUGACCGUGCCGCGUCUGAGCUGCGAGGCCCUCAGGACCAUCAUGGACAGCGCUGAGGUCGACCACCCGCUCCAGAGGGAGACCCUCCUACAGCAACACUCUGCUCUCUUCAGCAAGUGGUGCACGCUGCUGCAUCACGGUUUUAACGUCUGCACGUAUGGCGUUGGCAGCAAGAAGCCCUUACUGAUGCGCUUCCAGCAGCAAUGCCUCGCCGACACCGACCACAUCGUCAUCAAUGGGUUCUUCCCUUCACUCACCCUCAAAAGUAUACUUUCGUGUAUUUUGGAGGAAGUAUUGAGUAUUGACGACGCCCCAACCGGAGUACCAGACCAGCUGGAGCAGCUCUACCAACACUACAGUCGGCCAGCUGUUGCUCCUCUCUACAUACUGCUGCACAAUCUUGAUGGAACCAUGCUUCGGAACCGCAGCGUCCAGCAGUCGCUGUCGCGUCUCUGUUCCUUGCCUGCAGUGCGUCUAGUGACGUCAGUCGACCACAUCAACGCUCCUCUCGUUUUGGACAGCGGUCGCGCGUCGGACUACAACUUCAUCUGGUUUGACUGCACGACGCUGGCACCGUACACGGAGGAGACUGCGUAUGAGAACAGCCUUCUUGUGCAACAAGCCUCCACUCUCGCCCUCGCCUCGCUCAUACACGUCUUCAAAUCAUUGACCCCGAGUGCGAAGGGCGUGUUCCUCUUGCUGGUGGAAUACCAGUUGGAGAUGCAACAGGAUUCCAAUUACACGGGUAUGAGCUUGACAGAGCUGUACAAGCAGAGCAGAGAACGCCUGCUUGUGAGCGCAGAGCAGACUCUGCGUGUGCAGCUCGCAGAGUUCAAGGACCACAAACUUCUGCGGCAGCGCCGAGCUCUCGACGGUACAGAAACGCUCCUUGUGCCGCUCGACGCUAACUCAUUACGAGAGUUUGUUGAGCAGCAGAAGCAAAUGGAAUGAUGUGGUAUGCGUUCAGCAACUGGAAUGAUGUGGUAUGCGUUGAGUAACUGGGAUGAUGUGGUAUGCGUUCAGCAACUGGAAUGAUGUGGUAUGCGUUCAGCAACUGGAAUGAUGUGGCAUGAAUCGAUCAACUGGGAUGAUGUGGCGUGCAUCGAUCAACUGGAAUGAUGUGGCCUGCAUCGAUCAAGUGGAAUGAUAGGGCAUGCCAUGUUGCAGAGAUUAAACAUAGCGAUCUAUCGAAAACACGCGUCAAAGACCUCUAGACCACCUAUCGAAGACCUCUAGAAAUCGUCUGUUUUAUUUAAUUAGAUUCUAUCCUAGCAGCAUGUGUGCUGCGUCGUGUAACAUAGGAAGCAUGAACAUCGCCUACUAUAAACUUCUUUUGAAAUUAGAUAUUAAUUUUUCUUUCUUUCUAGUCUGGUUCAGCUAUCAAAUUAUUGGUUAGGUUCAUGGCUACAGUGUUGCAUGAUGGCAAGCUCUGCUGAUAAAUACAUACUUUUCCGAGUUGAUCAUGCAAAUCUUAAAGCAGAGAAUUCGUGUGCAGAUCUUUUGAACAAUUUCAAUUAGGAUGAAAUCACCAUUGUUCAUUUAUUUAAUUAUGGAUAAUUUGUUCCUCAUAGAAGCUGUGAAAAAUGUACCUAAUCAUUUGUACGGUUUAGAGUUGUCAUACGUUCCAGUCAUUCGCUUGUAUUCUAGUGUCACACAGAUUUUGCAAACAAUUUCAUACGCAAUUUAUUUUUUGCGCUGUUUGAACCUUAAUUAGUAAUUUAUCCUUGAAUACGGAUUUUUUACAGUUGUCAAUUAGUGUUGAGAGUAAAUUUCAUAAAGUGAAGGUAUGAAAACAACAUUUCAAAAAAAUUUACUUGUAUAUACAAAGAAAGAAUCUUGAAUAGCCUGUUUCAUCUAUAGAAUUGUGCAUAAAACUACUACUACAUUGGAAUAGUAUGGAUUGUAAAUCAGAGUGCGAGUGGAAAAUGCUUGCUGAAGGUUCUUUGUCAAAAUAGAAAUAUUAUUCCGUUAAUAGUAAAAAAAACCGUAUUAGAUAAAUAUAGUAAUAAAUUAUGGUAAAGAGACCAAUAAUUCUAUCAUUUUGUUCGGUUGUAGCGCUUGCCAAUGUCAUUGACACAUUAGUGAUUCAUUUGAAGUUAGAGAAUUGUGGGAACAAAUUAUAGAAACUGCGAUUGCUAUCAAGCAAUGGCGUCAUCAUUUAAAACACAAGCCCUGACAGCCGAAUUUUAGAUCAACUCAUUUUAUGAAUCGCUUUACCUGCCUGACUGCAUUCGCGAGGAACAAACAACAGCCUACUGGCCUCUGCACUUUGAAAAAUAAAUUAUUCA
Hyalella azteca is the source of this 3397-nucleotide messenger RNA. Its product is annotated as origin recognition complex subunit 2. Bases 108 to 2060 code for a protein of 650 amino acids. Gene Ontology annotation, molecular function: DNA replication origin binding. NCBI's taxonomy places the organism in Eukaryota, Metazoa, Arthropoda, Malacostraca, Amphipoda, Hyalellidae. Gene Ontology annotation, biological process: DNA replication. Gene Ontology annotation, cellular component: nucleus; nuclear origin of replication recognition complex. The record is from RefSeq and is a predicted model, not a curated record. The transcript has 14 exons.